Cladocopium goreaui is the source of this 822-nucleotide messenger RNA. The record is from the annotation of a GenBank genome assembly. NCBI's taxonomy places the organism in Eukaryota, Dinophyceae, Suessiales, Symbiodiniaceae.
AUGGGAAACUGUCACUGGCAAAAUUGUCAGAGAUGGACAAGGCCUAUCAUGCAGCCUGCACAGAGGGCCUGCCAUUGGCUGGUGGUUAGCAGCCAAGUUCCUCAUGAGUUUCCUGAGCUCCCGCACCUACUGCAAUCUUCCAUGAACGUGGCCUCACAUCUGAGCCGUUCGGAGUCAGAGCUCCAGCUCCUCCGGAAGAUUUGGGCUGCUGUGGUUGCUCAGAUGGGCCAAGGCAAGACGGUCAUCACAUGGAACGAUGUGAAGACUGCUGUGCUGAUAUCCAAGCCAACGUUGGCUAUGACAUGCCCCAUGAUGUUUGGGUUCGUGCUCAAGUUUUCCGGCGGUGUUUCUGGCCAUUUGAUGGACGAAACGGAAAGCUUCAUUCGUGCACAUGGGCAUGCUCGAAGGAGUCUGGGGCCAGAUGUCUUUGCAGCUCUUAGCCAGGACUUGAAGGGCACUGAGCAGUAUGCCAAGUAUCGCCACUGUGUUUUGAGGGCUCUCUACAUGGUGCCGGACAAGGUUCUUGGUAUCGGUGACGUCCGCAAAGCAUUGGCAGGGAAUAUGAUUCCUGGCAUGAAGGAUGCUGAGGCUGCCAUGGCAUUGGCUGAGCAGCUCUGCACCACACACCAGCUGGGAGACUCCGACAAAUUGCAUGCAAUUGGCCUCAUGUCAGUGAACCUUGUGUUGGCAACCAUCAAGAAGGUUCACAAGGAUCUCCCAAAACUGCAGUCUGUCAGUGACGCAGGUCGGAUGUUCAUUGAGCAUCUCAGGGUAUUGGCUAAGAACCCAAACAUCGCAUCUCCAUGGGUGGCUUCGAGGUGA